AAAGGCAGGCUGAUGAUCCAGCUGCUGUGCGCGUGAGUGUGUGCGAGGACAUGGAUACAGCUGGCGUUUACCACUGAAACCGAUCACUUUACAGUGUUGCCGUGACAGUGAGGCACUUCCGAGAACGACAAAACUUCUUCCACAGCCGCACUCAUGUGAUUUUCCCCUUCUUUGAGCCAUGUCCAAGACCCUGAAGAAGAAGAAGAACCACUGGACAAACAAAGUCCACGAGAGUGUCCUUUGCAGGAAUGAGGAGGGGGAACUGGGGCUGGAGUUGAAGGGCGGCGCAGAGAAUGGACAGUUCCCGGUUAUCGGCGAGCUUCUCCCGGGCAGAGCGGUCUGCCAUAGCGGCAAACUCUUCCAGGAUGAACUCCUGCUGGAAGUCAAUGAUACCCCUGUGGCUGGACUCACCACCAGGGACGUCCAUGCUGUGGUCAAGCACAGCAAAGACCCCCUCCGACUCAAGUGUGUCAAACAAGGGGGCGUGAUAGACAAGGACCUGCGCCACUACCUCAACCUGCGUUUCCAGAAAGGCUCAGUGGACCACGAGCUGCAGCAGAUCAUCCGGGACAACCUCUACCUCCGCACCGUCCCCUGCACAACCAGGCAGCCCAAGGAAGGAGAGGUCCCGGGGGUGGAUUAUAAUUUCGUGACCAUUGACCGGUUUAUGGAACUGGAGAAAAGUGGAGCCCUGCUAGAGAGUGGAACAUAUGAAGAUAACUUUUACGGCACCCCAAAGCCUCCGGCUGAGCCCAGCGCUCUGCUGCUAAAUGUAACGGACCAGCUGCUCCCGGGCGCCAGACCCAGCUCAGAGGGCAAGAGGAAACGCAACAAGUCAGUCAGCAACAUGGAAAAAGCCAGCAUCGAGCCCCCCGAGGAGGAGGAGGAGGAGAGACCCAUUGUCAAUGGCAACGGUGUUGCUGUCACCCCAGAGUCAAGUGAACAUGAGGACAAGAGCACAGAUGCUUCAGGGGACAUCGGCCCGCAGAUCAACCCAGCAGAGGCCCCGAGCGAGAUACCCAAAGAUGACGGACAGAUCCCGAAGAUGGCAGUGCCCAAACCAGAGGAGAACGAUGAGCUAGGGCCGCUGCCAGACAACUGGGAGAUGGCAUACACUGAGAAAGGAGAAGUCUACUUCAUAGACCACAACACUAAGACAACAUCGUGGCUGGACCCGAGGCUAGCCAAGAAAGCAAAGCCGCCCGAGGAAUGCAAAGAGGAUGAGCUUCCAUACGGCUGGGAGAAAAUCGAUGACCCCAUUUACGGCAGCUACUAUGUCGAUCAUAUAAAUAGAAGGACCCAGUUUGAGAACCCAGUCCUGGAGGCUAAAAGGAGACUCCAGCAGCAGCAGCAGAUGCAAAGCCAGGGCCUGUCCUCACUGCCCCUUCCCACCAUCUACAGAGAGAAGCCGCUGUUCACGCGGGACCCCACCCAGCUGAAAGGCAGUUUCUUGUCCACAUCACUCCAAAAGAGCAACAUGGGUUUUGGCUUCACUAUCAUUGGAGGGGAUGAGCCCGAUGAAUUCCUCCAGGUCAAAAGCGUUAUCCCCGAUGGGCCUGCCGCAGCUGAUGGAAAGAUGGCUACAGGUGAUGUUAUUGUCUACAUCAACGAUGUGUGCGUCCUGGGUACCACCCAUGCUGAUGUGGUGAAACUCUUCCAGUCUGUACCCAUUGGUCAAAGCGUGACCCUCGUAUUAUGUCGCGGUUAUCCUUUGCCUUAUGAGCCAGAGGAAGCUGCCAACACCAACAACAACACCACCACCAUCAUCUCCCCACUGGGCAUCAUGGAGCAGCGGCCCAUUAUGGUGAACGGCAGGACGGGCUACGAUAACUACCUAGAUUAUCUCACCCGCACGGCACGCUUUGUUACAGACCCCAGUCAGGACCCAGUCAGCGCCCAGCAGCAGCUGCUCACUGGUCACCCAGCGGACACCCACUUAGAUGGCUCGCUUCCUCCCACCACGGGUACUACGCCACCAGACAGCGUCUCCAUGGCAUCAUCGGGCGCGACCCAGGGGGAACUACUUACCCUGACCAUGGUGAAGGGCGUGGAUGGUUUUGGCUUCACGAUUGCGGACAGCGCAACAGGUCAGCGUGUUAAACAAGUCCUGGAGCCUCAGGGCUGCCCGGGCCUGUGCGAGGGCGACUUGAUUGUGGAGAUUAACAAGCAACCUGUGCAGGGAUUCAGUCACACACAGGUGGUGGAGCUGCUCAAGGAGUGCCCUGUGGGAGCUGAGACCUGCCUCUUGGUUCAGAGAGGUGGAACAGGUCACUAUUCACCCUGGAAGACCCCUAAGCAGGUGCUGGAGCAGUGGGAGUCCCAGCAGGGCCAGAGCAGCCCUGCUCAGACCAGCCUGUCGGCUCCUGUUAUCCCCCACAGCGCCCCCUUCCCAACACACCAUCUCCACAGGGCCUCGGUCCCUGAGUCUGCCUCCGAGGCCUUGGCCCUGGCAAAGCCAGACCCAUAUGACCUUUAUGAGAAGUCCAGAGCUAUCUUUGAGAGUAGGCAUCCUGGGCAGCCAAGGACUGUUUUUCCUGUGGACUCUUCAGGAGGAGAGUACCAGGACAUCGAGGUCCACCUGCGCCGACAGAAGUCUGGGUUCGGUUUCCGGGUGCUGGGCGGGGAUGAGGCGGGGCAGCCUGUGAGUCCGGAGACGCGUGAGAAGAUUCUCAUCGGGGCAAUCAUCGAGAAGAGUCCAGCGGAUCUAGAUGGGCGCCUGCGGCCCGGCGAUGAGCUGCUCUUUGUUGAUGGAAUCCCAGUGGUGGGGAAGCCACACAGAUACGUCAUUGACCUGAUGCACGGGGCAGCACGAACCGGCCAGGUGAAUCUGGUUAUCAGGAGGAGGGUUCAGGCGGCAGGCGAGUCUUGUCCAGAAAACGGCCGCAGCCCGGGAUCUGUCUCCACGCAGCACAGCUCCCCACGUAGUGACUUCACGUAUGGCAACAGCACCAGCACACCCCAGGCUCCCAACGCUGGCAUGGGCAAUGCCAGCGCUACUUCAGACGGGACCUCCAACACACAACCAAGCGAUGUCAUAAUCAGUCGAAAGGAGAGCGAGGGCUUCGGCUUCGUCAUCAUCAGCUCGCUCAACCGGCCUGAGGCAGCCACAACUAACACUGUGCCCCACAAAAUUGGCCGCAUCAUCGAGGGCAGCCCGGCAGACCGCUGCGGGAAGCUGAAGGUGGGAGACAGGAUACUGGCGGUGAACAACCAGUCCAUCGUCAACAUGCCGCACGCUGACAUCGUUAAGCUGAUCAAAGAUGCAGGCCUUAGUGUCACCCUGAGGAUCAUACCACAGGAAGAGGUGAGCAAUCCUCCAUCAGCUCCCAGCUCGGAGAAGCAGAGCCCCAUGGCUCACCAGCACAGCCCUAAGGCCCAGCUAAACACUGCAGCCUCCCAGUCUAACCAAGCAGUGACAGAACCGAGCCCCUCUGUCAGCCAGCCCAACCCCAUGCCCCACCAGAGCCCUGUGACUCAGCUUCCUGCCCCGACACCUCAGACCUACACCCACGAGGGCAGUUACAGGUCUGAGGUGAAGGCGAGGCAAGAUGUUAAACCAGACAUCCGACAGCCACCAUUCACAGACUACCGACAGCCGCCGGUGGACUACCGGCACCCUCCUGUGGCAGACUAUCGGCAGCCGCCCACGUUGGAUUACAGACACCCGCCUCUGCUGGACUAUCGACAGCUAGCCACAGAUGCUAGACAGUUUGCCAUCCCAGAGUACCGAAUGCCACCAGUUCAACUUACACAGGACUUCGACUUCUUCACAGUGGAACUGGAGAAGAGCGUGAAGGGCUUCGGUUUUAGCAUCCGUGGAGGGCGGGAGUACAAAAUGGACCUCUUUGUCCUACGACUUGCAGAGGACGGGCCGGCCAUUCGCAAUGGGAGGAUGAGGGUUGGGGACCAGAUCAUUGAGAUCAAUGGAGAGAGCACUCGGGACAUGACUCAUGCUAGGGCUAUCGAGCUCAUCAAGUCUGGGGGCAGGCGGGUUCGUCUCCUCCUAAAGAGGGGUACAGGGCAGGUCCCAGAGUACGACAAUGCCGCCCCAUGGGAUGGUCGCCCUUCAGCCUCCCCAAGCCUGUCGGAAAUAGCCCCUCCCAUCGAAAGCCUUUCCAUGUCAUCGCCUUCAUCUCAUCUAGCCCCAGCCCCCGACCCUCCUCAUCUGCCACCUCAGGAUGUCCAUCGAGACCCGGUGGCACGAGACAGCAGGACGGAGCGUUCGAAGAGCCCCCAGAAAGCCGAGCUGCUAAACCCAGACCCAAUCAGCCAUGCGAGGAGAGCGGCUGCGACCAGCGGGAGCAGCAGAGCCAAGAAGGAGGGUGGCAGGUCCACCCACAAGGGUCUCAGGAUGCAGCCGACUCCUGAUGGGGAAGGGGGCAAGGACGGGCAGAGCGGAGAGCCUAAACCUUCCAGAAGCAACAGAGGAAGGUCCAAGGAGAGAAAUACUAGGGACAAUAGAGAGUCCACUCACUCUCCUAGCAGCUCUAAGCUCCUACACAUUAACGGGAACAGCAGGGAAGAUGUAGAGCGCUGGAGUGGCGCAAAGCAGGGGGAGCUGGAGCAGAGCAAGCCCAGGCCCAGGGAACUAGAAAGGGGCCAGGGAGAGAGCCGGCCUAGCCUUCCCAACAAGAGCACCAGCAGCAGCAGCAUCGCAGCGGGGAGGAAGGCCACAGUCUCUCCCGGACCUUGGAAGAUCCCUGGAUCAGACAAGCUGCCCAGCACCCUGCGCACAGGCACGUCCACUCUGAGCAGAUAACCCCGCAGCUUCAGCAGAAAACAGUGGCCACACUCAUCUGAACUAAACCACCCCAUCUGGAUGAAAGUACCAUUCUCACACCCUCCUGUGCUCCUGCAUCCCCUCAUCGACCUGUUCUCCCAUACAGUCAAAACCAAGAGGAGGGGGGCAGGGUGAUCUGGACCACGUGUUUUUAAAGUUUUAUUUAUGGAACUGUAUUUUAAAUUAUUUUGGAGAAACAUAUUUUACACCUACCACCUUAAGAACUGGAAAAUCAUCCAAGUUAACACACACAAAAAAAGAAGAGCAAAUAGAGUCUUUGUGUAGCGUGGUGGGAAUCAUUUGUGGAGUAAAUGAAUUUUGAAGACCUCUAUUUUGCUGAACCGAGGGGGGGGGGCAAACAUGCAAAUAUAAACAACAUAGCAGGAAGUAAAUGUCGGAUGGAUUUUUUUAUAUAUCUACACAGUGGAGUCUAUUUUAUGAAAAGGAAUGUUUAACGGAUGUUUUUGAGGAGAGUGAAUGGAUCAAAGAGCGACCGCAGAAAUGAAAUCGACUCAUCAGCAGAAACUUUGCCUUAACAGAGACUGUAUUGGGCCUGAACCUGUCUUGAAUAAUCUAUCAGAUGAUUAUAGACAUAGAUAUAUUAUAACGAAUAUGAAUAUGUGGGAACAUUUUGUAAAUAAGAUCAUCUUUAAGUGAACAUAUAGAAAUUCUAGUCUACAAAUAAAUGAGCGAAGCAGCACGACAUGCCCCGGAUCUUUAGGUAGCUCCUUGCUCCUGCACACUCCUGUUCCACCCUGCGAUCGCAGGUCUGAGUCUCAGCAAGCCUGCUGCGAUCGACUGCACGGCCUGUUUGAAUCAUUCGGGCUUCAGUGGGAGUGUCUCUUCAAUCUAUUUUCCUUUCUUCUGUGCGUAACGAUCAAAGCAAUCUGCGACAGUGGCGUCCAGUCGGACACUGAGAGAAGGAGCUUGCGUGAUACCAACGAAGGGGCAGAGUGCCUUAGACUGAGGACAAAAGGUUCAACCACGAAAAUACUGCAGAGGGUUCAACAUAGGCUGCUAUACAACACCCACUCUACAGAUAUAAAUAUAAACUGCGUUUCUUUAGUGUGACACGGUGAAAUAUAUAAUUUAUUUCACAAGCUUAUGUAUGAAAAUGAGUCCAUUAGCGGAGGUAUCCACGGUCCCUUUUUAUUUGUGCAAGUGGUUCAUCUCGGGUCAUGAUGCUUUUCAUUACUGAUUUCUUAAUGAGGUCUGACACCAGUAAUUUCCAUGAAGAAUUGCUUAUAUGAGAUUGUGUAAUCAAACGUCGCCACAUGGCAGACAGAGCUUUGCACCCUAAACCAAACCAAAUUAAUAAAAUCUGAUAUUAAUUCAGUAGAGAAUCAAUCUCACCUUCUCAGAAGCUCGCUUGCAUAACAAUCUGCAUCUCGAAGGAAGGACUGAAUGCUCAUGUGAACGUGACACGUUUGUCAGCUGCUGAAUUAAAUUUCUUUUAAGAGAUUUUGUGUACACUGUGUGAUAUUGAGACAUACAUAUCCAUGCCAAAGCUCUUUGGAGGGUUCCUGUUUGUUUGUUUUUUUAAGCAUUCCUGCCCAAGAAUCUGACUGACUUUGAAGGCAACGCUUGUAUUUCUAUACAUCAAGCUCGUAACUAGCUAAGCCCUGCCGCCUUUGGUUACUGCCACAGUUCCUGUCAAGCUUUCUAUUCUUGUACAAUGUUUGAUAAAACGGUGACGCUAAGACUUCAAACGGCGCAUUCUUGAUUACAGGCAGAGGUACUUGAAAGCAGCUUGACAUUUAACGUCACAGGAGGGAAAGAUUUUUAGGAUGAAGACUGUCAGGUGAAGUUGGACAAAAUGACUCAUCUGUCUCAGAUAGCAUUGCCUGAGGUUGCUGGAACAUAAACUACACAAAAUUACAAAAGUUACGCUGAUACUAAUAAAGAGCAUUGGGGAAACUUAAUCGAAUUAGUAAUUUUACAAAUCUUUACAAUCUAAAUAUUGCUCAUACUAGAAGAAGUUGAGCUAUAGCAAAAAGGCCCUGAGAACUUCAGGGUUUUGCAUUUGUUUGCAGUGUAGUCUUUGAUCUGGUUUUUCCAAGUUUAGCACAAAGUCCAGUCCUGUGACCUGGCAUUGUGUUGCAUUUAAAUGCAGAAAGACAGAAGAGGUAACCUAGUAACCUUUGCAGCGCAGAGUCAUAAAUACACAGCGUGCAAUGCUGCUCCUUUAUAUUUGUUGAAGACUGUCUCAGUUUUCAUAUAAGGUGCAAUGAUGAGUAAGAAAAAAAUAAAAUUUGAUAAAAGUCAGUUCAUUUUUUUACACAGUAUUAAUAUUACUAAAAUAUUUCAAUGAAAAAGCUACUGUGCUGAGGUCAAAUAUGCAUAUGCUAUAUGUGUGUGUAAAAAGCUGUUUGCUAGCCUGUUAGCCACAACAGCAUUAAAGUCAUAUGAUAGCUGCACACUUAUAAAGUGGCCAGAAAAAAAAUGUAUUGGAGUCUUAAAAUAAGCUACAGUAGCUGGUAUUCAGUAGAUUACAGUAAAAAAAAAAAAAAAAAAAGCUAAAAAGUCCCCUCUUUCCUUGUGACAAUAAAAACAUCUUGGUUUAGUUCCAGACUGCAAUAAAUUCACAUUUUAAAUUGUGCAUGCAUAAAAGUGUCAUCCACACUUUUAUAGUCUGGAGAGGUGUUCAGUGCGGGUCUUAAAUGUGAGCCCUCACUGUUUAUAACAAUCAACAGUUCAGUUUUAUACACAGUUCACAGAAGGUUCCCUGUUCAGACCUUGUUUGCAUGUUCUCCUUGUGCCUCCCUGGGUUCUCUCCAGAUAUUCCAGCUUCCUCCCAGAGUCCAAGACAGUUAGGUGAGCCUGUGGUUCUAAAUUAGCCAGUUAAGUAUUUGUUUCUCUGUGUUAGACAGACUGGCAACCUGUCCAGAGUGUACCCUUUUGCCUUGUGGUAGCUCAGAUAGGCUCUAGCCCCACAUCACCCUAAACUCAAUAAAAAGUUAAGAAAAUGGAAUGGAUACUAACUUCUUAAGAACUACGCAAAAACUUCUGUAAUCAUUUGUUGGGAGGUCAAUUCAUGAUGACAUCGCUUUGGGACGGCAAAGCAGUGCUCAUCUGUUUCCACAUGCUCUGCACAAAGUGCUGUCAGAGUAGGCUGGAGUCAGGACCCAAAAACCAACAAAAAUAAUCUUUGAUUUUAGAAAAUUGCAACAAAGGUCACAUAAAUCAAAAAUGCAGCUUGAGGAGAACACAGCUAAACUGAGUCAGGACUAUUUAUACACAUGAAGAGUAUCCUAAUCCUAAUUUUGAGUUAAUAAAUUAAUAAAAUCUCAAUUUUAUUUGUAGUUUCUGUAGUGAAAAACCCAAAAGUAUGGCAAAAUAAUAAUUGGAUUACAUGAAUCACUACCUCAAAACAAAUGAAGUUCAACUGCCAACAAGCUAUAACAAUAAAAUAAUGUUAAAAAUACUCACUUAGUUACCUGUAGUUCUCUGUUCCCCAACACUGGAAGUCACCCUGAAAGGAUUACAGAAAAAGCAUUAAUUCCUUUUGCUAUUGUUUUUAGUUUUGAGGCUAAAUAACUGCGCCGAGAUAUCACCCACCCUUAAAUGUGCCAAACAGUAAGCACACCACACAGACAAGCACAUGAAUCCAAAGCUUGACAGGGCUGCAGUGCAUUCUUUGAGUCACUAAAAUAGGACUGAAUGGCUGUUGAAUGGGAGGAAUCUAGCAAACGGUUAAUUUGGAGUAUUUUUCUCUGAAUGAGCCGGAAUCAGACAGCCUAAAAAAAACAAAAAACCUCCUUUCCUUCUUCUGCUGAGGGACAUACCGAUAGUGUUUGAGUGAGCAGAGGGACACAAGUCAUUAUGUUUGCCGUUGUAAUCCGUAAUUACACACGCACUAAGCAGACUGACUUAAAAACACAAUCCAACACAGAGGGUUUGAAAUGGGAGGAAUGGAGGAAUCACCAGCCGGGAGCAAACGAUUGAGCUUUUCAGGCACUUGUAAAAUGCCUCAGUUACACGCCGCCACAUCACACCCAUUUAGUUGGACUGCUCCUUUAUUUUGUGACUUCAGAUUUGAGCAGAAGCAGGAAAACGUGUGUCUUUUUUUGCUAGGCCUUUGCACAAAUCACUGCUUUCCACAUCUGAGCUGUCUCCAUCCAGUCAAACUGUAAGUAGUUUUCUAGGGAAAUUUAAAAAGAAAAAAAACACCUAGGGGUGUGUUAAAGUGUGUGUUUGUGUACAACAAACACACUUUGGCACCACAAUAUAAACCCCAACAACCUGAGCGGCUCAGUAUCACUGUGUAGUGUUAUAGCAGUGUGUAGACCCUGAACAAAUAUCUCUAUAAAUAUGACUCGGUGUACUAUUGAUGGUCACAAAGACUGUAAGUGGAGCAACUAUUUUUAUGAAAUGCAACACUAUGAAUAUAUUAACUUUUGCAAAAAUCUUGUUUACCUGUAUGAUAUUCUGAAACGCUGUCAAAAUAAACAAAACUCUUGACACAAGAUGGGAAAUUUCUUA
Molecule: messenger RNA, 9262 nt
Organism: Oreochromis aureus
Lineage: Eukaryota; Metazoa; Chordata; Actinopteri; Cichliformes; Cichlidae
Gene: magi2a
Product: membrane associated guanylate kinase, WW and PDZ domain containing 2a
Exons: 22
Coding region: 179-4759 (1526 amino acids)
Biological process (GO): receptor clustering; signal transduction
Cellular component (GO): cytoplasm; dendrite
Molecular function (GO): signaling receptor complex adaptor activity; type II activin receptor binding; beta-1 adrenergic receptor binding
Source: RefSeq, a predicted model, not a curated record